GCGACAAACCCCCUGAAUAAGGACCUGGACUGGGAUGGUAUCAAUGCUUUCUGUGAGCAGCUCAAUAAAGAGCUAGAGGGUCCUCCACUCGCUACUCGGCUUCUUGCCCACAAGAUCCAGUCUCCACAGGAAUGGGAAGCUAUUCAAGCCCUCACGGUGCUGGAGACCUGCAUGAAGAGCUGCGGCAAACGCUUCCACGACGAGGUGGGCAAGUUCCGUUUCCUCAAUGAGCUCAUCAAAGUGGUGUCGCCCAAGUAUCUUGGCAGCCGGACACCAGAAAAAGUGAAGUCGAAGAUCCUGGAGCUGAUGUACAGCUGGACAUUAGGGCUGCCUCACGAGGUGAAGAUCUCAGAAGCGUACCAGAUGCUGAAGAAACAAGGAAUUGUGAAGUGCGACCCAAAACUACCUGAUGACGCUCCUCUUCCGCCACCUCCUCCUCGGCCCAAGAACAUCAUCUUUGAUGACGAAGAGAAAUCUAAGAUACUGGCUCGUCUCCUGAAAAGUUCCCAUCCUGAGGACCUCCGGGCUGCCAACAAGCUCAUCAAGGAGAUGGUUCAGGAGGACCAGAAGCGCAUGGAGAAGAUCUCCAAGAGGGUGAAUGCCAUUGAAGAGGUGAACAACAAUGUGAGACUGCUGACAGAGAUGGUGACAAACUACAGCAAGGGAGAGACAACAGAAAGCAACGAGGACCUAAUGAAGGAGCUGUAUCAGCGCUGCGAGCGCAUGAGGCCCAUGCUUUUCCGGCUCGCCAGCGACACAGAAGACAAUGAUGAAGCUCUGGCGGAGAUCCUGCAAGCCAAUGACAAUCUGACACAGGUGAUCAAUCUCUAUAAGCAGCUUGUACGGGGAGAAGAGAUCAAUGGGGAGACAGUGGCUGGUCCCCUUCGAGGGAGCACCUCAGCACUUCUGGAUCUGUCAGGCCUGGAUCUUCCAGCAACAGGCCCUUCCUACCCAGCCUUGCCCACCCUUUCAGGUGGCUCAGCAGUGCCCGUGCCUGACCAAGCUGGCUCUGUCUCCUUGCUGGAUGAUGAACUGAUGUCUUUAGGCUUGAAUGACCCAGCACCACAUCCUGCCCAGGCUGGGGACAGCAGUGGCUGGGGAAGUUUACAGUCAUCGGACAGCAAUGAGCUCAGUAUCGCCCCUCUCACGGCAACGCCACCAGUCAAAGCAGAUGCUGGCACAUCCUCCCCCAAACCUUCUCCUUUCACCAGUGGCCUGGAUUACCUGGACCUCCUAGGCAAGACUCUGCUGCAACAGUCUUUGCCUCCAGAAUCUCAACAAGUGCGAUGGGAGAAGCAGCAGCCACCCCCUCGGCUCACCCUGAGGGAUCUUCAGAACAGGAGCGGCUCUGGCACCACGGCCCACAAUCCCAGUGCUCUGCCCGUGCUUCAGACAGGAAGUCCUGCAGUCCCACCACGGCCUCCGGCCACUGGCCUGCCCCAGGAGAUCUCGCUGGCCAACAUCACUGUGCCUCUGGAGUCAAUCAAACCCAGCAGCAUCCUUCCUGUGACGGUAUACGAUCAGCACGGCUUCCGUGUCCUCUUCCACUUUGCUAAGGAUGCCCUACCUGAGAGGCCUGACGUGCUCGUAGUGGUGAUCUCUAUGCUUAGCACGGCCCCACAGCCCAUCCGCAAUAUUGUCUUUCAGUCUGCUGUCCCCAAGGUGAUGAAGGUGAAGCUACAGCCUCCCUCAGGCACAGAGCUGCCGGCAUUCAACCCCAUUGUCCACCCCAGUGCCAUCACACAAGUUCUGCUGCUCGCUAACCCACAGAAGGAGAAAGUGAGGCUACGGUACAAGCUGACCUUCACCAUGGGAGAGCAAACCUACAAUGAAAUGGGGGACGUGGAUCAGUUCCCUCCACCAGAGUCCUGGGGAAACCUUUAG
Molecule: messenger RNA, 1884 nt
Organism: Apaloderma vittatum (bar-tailed trogon)
Lineage: Eukaryota; Metazoa; Chordata; Aves; Trogoniformes; Trogonidae
Gene: GGA1
Product: golgi-associated, gamma adaptin ear containing, ARF binding protein 1
Exons: 17
Coding region: 172-1884 (570 amino acids)
Biological process (GO): vesicle-mediated transport; intracellular protein transport
Cellular component (GO): trans-Golgi network
Molecular function (GO): ubiquitin binding; small GTPase binding; phosphatidylinositol binding
Source: RefSeq, a predicted model, not a curated record